UGCUCACUUUCGAGAAGCACGCUUAGAUGGGCGCAAGAGUGGGAGUGGCAACGCCCUUGAGAGCGGGCAGGCCGCCGCGCUUUCGCACGGCACGGCCUCACGCGCGCACGUCGGCGCUCGGCGGCCGCGCUGCGCCGACGCUCUGGAGAUGCGCACGAAGCUCGCCUCGCUCUCGCGUCUCUCCUCUCCACCAUCCCCGCCCUCUGCUCUGCCCAGCAUGGCGCCCUCCAUCCCCGCCUCCGUCUCCUCCAUGCAGGAGCUCUUUCCUCUGACCUACCCCAUCCCAUCUCCGUCCACCGACGACACUCUCAUCCCCGCCGCCGACGUCGCGCUCGAGCAGGACCUGCUGCUGCACGCCGACGACCUGCGCGCCUGGCAGAGCUACAUCGCACACAUCGUCACCUCCUCCUCGCCGCCCACUGGCGGCUGGGUGCCCGAUGAGCACUGGUCCGCCCCGCAGCGCACGCUGCUCGGCCCCCUGGCCGGCGCAGACGCGCGUCUCGCACUGCGCCGCAUCACGAGCAUCUACGAGCGGGCGCUGGCACGCUUCCCGACGUCGUACGCACUCUGGCGCUCUUACCUGCUGCUGCGCACCAGCUUCCUCUGCGGCCAGCCCACAGGCGGCGUCGAGGCGUGGCGGAAACGCAGCAUCGAGCAGGGCAGACGCAACCUCGAUGCGGGACCGACACUGCUGGAGGAACAGGCGACGGACGAGUGGGAGUGGAGGAAUGGAGGUGGUGUGGAUGGACGUGUGGCAUACAAGGAGUGGAACAGCCUCGCUGCGACGUACGAGCGCGCCUUGAUGUGCCUGCCGCGAAUGCCGCGUCUCUGGCUCCUCUACUUCACUCUCCUCUCUCAUCCGCUCUCUCCGUCGUCUCUCUCGCACACGCACGCGCGACGCACUUUCGACCGCGCUCUGCGCACGCUGCCCCACGCGCUGCACCUGCGCGUGUGGAAGGAGUACCUGCGCUGGGCCGAGCUGCGCGGCGGCGAGACGUGCCUGCGAGUCUGGCGACGAUACCUCUCCGUCGAUCCGAGCUUGACGGAGCGAUACGUCGCAACGCUUCUUCGUCUGCGCGGCGAGUCGGAUGCAGACGAGGAGGAAGAGGAGGAGGAGGAGAGCGAGGAGGAGACGCAGCGCAAGAGAGCCCGUGUCGUCGAGGCGGCCAAGCUGCUGCUGCGUCUGGCGCGCGAUGCGGCAGAGGGCAAGUACACGAGUCCCGAGGGCAAGAGCCCGUAUCAGCUGCUCGUGGAGUGGCUGGAGCUCUGCGAGAAGUACGCAGAAGACGUCGGCAUGCCUGCCGAGGAGGAGGAGACGUUGGCGAAGAAGUCGGCGACGAGCAGCGGCAAGAAUGGCAGCAAGAGCAACAAGAGCGGCGACGCCGCCUCCGCCUCUUCGACCGCGAUCCGCGCUUCGGACGUCGACUCGCUCUCUGCUGCACCUCUGCCCGUGGGCCGCAUUCUGCGCGAGCUUGGCAUUGCACGCUUCCCCGACCAGGCUGGGCGUCUCUGGACGGGCCUCGCGACCUACUGGAUCAAGCGCGGCGAGCUCGAUGUGGCGCGCGACGUCUUCGAGGAGGGCAUGCGCACCGUCGUCACCGUGCGCGACUUUACGCAGAUCUUCGACGCGUACGCCGAGACGAGCGAGAACGUCGUGUCCUUCCUCAUGGAGGAGCUUUCGGCCGAGGACGACGAGGAGGAAGAGGAGGGCGAGCGGGAGGAGAAGGAGAAGGACCUCGAUGCCAAGAUGCGCGACUUUGAGGAGCUGAUGGAGCGGCGACCUUUCCUCGUCAACGACGUUCUGCUGCGCCGCAACCCCGACGACGUGCAGGAGUGGGAGAAGCGAGUGGUGCUGCACGGAGAGGACGAGGAGAAGGUGGUGGAGACGUACAACGAGGCCAUCGCCACGAUCAAUCCUCGCAAGGCCACUGCGAACCUGCAUCAGCUGCUGCUCAAUUUCGCCAAGUUCUACGAGGAGGGCGGCUCCUCCUCCACGCCCGAUCUCGAGAGCGCCCGGCAGGUGCUGCGUCGCGCGACGGAGAUUCCGUACCGGCGAGUCGAUGAUCUCGCGGAGGUGUGGUGCGAGUGGGCAGAGAUGGAGGUGCGCGCCGGCAACUUCGACGAGGCCCUGCGCGUGCUCGCUCGCGCCACGCAGCCGCCCAACUCGGCGCUGGAGCGCAAGAACAUCUCCUACCACGACGAGCAGCUCUCUCCGCAGAAGCGGCUGUUCAAGAGCACCAAGCUGCACGCCUUCUACGUCGAUCUGCAGGAGUCCAUCGGCUCCGUCGAGGGCGCCAAGACGGCAUACGACCGCAUCCUGGAGCUCAAGAUUGCAAACGCGCAGAUCAUUGUCAACUACGCCAGCUUCUUGGAGGAGAACAAGUACUUUGAGGAGAGCUUCAAGGUGUACGAGCGCGGCGUCGAGGCCUUCACGUACCCCGUGGUGUUUGAGCUGUGGAACGUGUAUCUGAGCAAGUUCGUCAAGCGCUACGGCGGCACAAAGAUCGAGCGUGCCCGCGACCUCUUCGAGCAGGCCCUCGAGGGCUGCCCGGCCAAGUUCGCAAAGCCGUUGCUGCUCAAGUACGGCGCUCUCGAGGAGGAGCAUGGUCUGGCCAAGCGUGCCAUGGGCAUCUACGAGCGCGCUACGACCAAGGUGUCAGACGAGGAUCGCUUCGACAUGUUCACUUUCUACAUCGCCAAGGCCACGUCGAACUACGGCCUUGCCGCCACGCGCCCCAUCUACGAGCGCGCCAUCGAGGCACUGCCCGACCGUCAGACGGCCGAGAUGUGCCUGCGCUUCGCUGCUCUCGAGCGCAAGCUCGGCGAGAUCGACCGCGCACGCGCCAUCUACAAGCAUGCGAGCCAGUUCUGCGAUCCGCGCACAAAUGCCGCCUUCUGGAAGGAGUGGAACACGUUCGAGAUCGAGACGGGCUCCGAGGAGACGUUCCGCGAGAUGCUGCGCGUCAAGCGAGCCGUGCAGGCGCAGUUCAACACCGACAUCUCCUACAUUGCCGCCUCUGCCGCGCUCGUCUCUGCCGCCGCUGCUUCCGGCGAGGCCGCGGGCGCAGCAGCAGCGGACCCAGCAGACCCCAUGGCGCAGGCCGAGGCUGCCGUCGCCGCCGAGCGCGCCGCCGGCCGCGCCGGAGGACCGGCAUUCGUCGCUGCAAAGGCCACGGCUACGGCGCCGCCCGCUGAGCCGCAAAACGAGGAGCGCAUCGGGGCAGACUCGGACGCGGACGACGAUCUCAUGUGAAGGGCGCGCGGGCAGGAGGAGGAAUGCAGUGCUUGCCUCUCAUUU
This is a messenger RNA of Tilletiopsis washingtonensis, 3298 nucleotides long. RefSeq names its product protein prenylyltransferase. The record is from RefSeq and is a predicted model, not a curated record. NCBI's taxonomy places the organism in Eukaryota, Fungi, Basidiomycota, Exobasidiomycetes, Entylomatales. Gene Ontology annotation, biological process: mRNA splicing, via spliceosome; generation of catalytic spliceosome for first transesterification step. The transcript has 6 exons. The coding region runs from base 149 to 3253 and encodes 1034 amino acids. Gene Ontology annotation, cellular component: post-mRNA release spliceosomal complex; U2-type catalytic step 2 spliceosome; Prp19 complex. Gene Ontology annotation, molecular function: protein binding.